Gastrolobium bilobum is the source of this 2103-nucleotide messenger RNA. RefSeq names its product peroxisomal membrane protein 11A. Gene Ontology annotation, cellular component: peroxisomal membrane; RNA N6-methyladenosine methyltransferase complex; nucleus. The transcript is spliced from 7 exons. The record is from RefSeq and is a predicted model, not a curated record. Lineage: Eukaryota; Viridiplantae; Streptophyta; Magnoliopsida; Fabales; Fabaceae. Bases 20 to 1972 code for a protein of 650 amino acids. Gene Ontology annotation, molecular function: nucleic acid binding; methyltransferase activity. Gene Ontology annotation, biological process: regulation of peroxisome size; peroxisome fission.
AUUGUGAGUUGCAGCAUAAAUGGAGGACUCACAAAACCUGUCAUUGUUUAAUGAAACUGGCAUAUACUCCUUUGAAGAUUCCAACGCCGUUUUCGUGGAUCCCGUCCGCGUUCUAAAUCGUUCCUAUAACCGCUUCAGGGUUUCUCCUUCUACCUACUAUCCUCGUUUCUUCGAACCCCGAAACCCCAACCCUGCCUCCUCCACCACCGUUACCUCCUCUCCCACAAAACGAAAACGGAAACGGAAAACGAAAGAACCUCAACCUCUGAACGAGAGAGAACUAAUUUCCCUACAGCGUCAUCAUGAAGCGAGGCCAUUGUUGUUGAAGGCACACGAGUGUUUGCUAAAAUCACCUGCACUCUUGGAUGCUUUGAGCAAUUUGAGAACUGAUUUUAGUUCCUCCAAGAGAGAAUGCCAGCGUGUCCAAAACUCUUUCAUCGAACUAUCACAGCUAGAGCCCCUUCUUGAGGUCACGCUAAAGUUACGACCCCGUGACCCUGACCCUGACCCUCACAAGCCGCCAAACAAUUUAGAUAGCGUGCAAUGCUGUGAAGAGAGGUUUCUUCCUGCAUUCAAUAAUUUGGUUGCUAAUGACACUAACGAUGAUGCAGUGGCUGAAAUUUUGAACAAUCGUUAUGUAUUACCUAGAGAGAGUUGCUUUUACAUGUCUGAUCUGGGACAGAUUCGCAAUCUAAUUCCUGCUGAUGCUGAUUCUGGUUUCAACCUCAUAGUGAUUGAUCCACCAUGGGAAAAUGCUAGUGCUCACCAGAAAUCAAGGUACACAACCUUGCCCAACAGGUACUUUCUAUCCCUUCCUAUUAAGCAACUUACUCACACCGAAGGAGCACUUGUAGCCUUAUGGGUGACCAACAGAGAGAAGCUACUUAGUUUUGUUGAGAGAGAGCUUUUUCCUGCUUGGGGAGUGAGCUACGCUGCUAAAUUUUAUUGGUUAAAGGUGAAAGCAAAUGGAUCCUUGAUUAGUGAUUUAGAUCUCUUUCAUCAUAGGCCAUAUGAAAGCCUUAUCUUGGGAUACAGUCCUGGGAAGGUUAAAAAUUCUGAUAACGAAUCAAAAUUUAAACCUGUGAAGGAUGAUCAUGUGAUUAUGAGCAUUCCUGGGGAUUACUCAAGGAAACCCCCAAUUGCAGGCAUUGCGGGAAGCAUUGAGCACCGAAUUGGAGCUGCAAUGGAUUCGAAAUCUUCAGCACCACCAGUGAACCCUGAGCCCAAGCCACCAAGUGUUUGCGUUGCACCAAAAACAAACGAUAACAGAGACUUCCUGAACCACCUUGAAGCCUACCUAGCCAAGAGAGAUGGCGUCGACAAGCUUCUCAAGAUUUCUAGAUACGCCGCGAAGCUGAUCCUAUCCUCUUCGGUUCUUCAAUCGAACCCGAACUUCUCUCAACGCCUCAAGCGCUUCGAGUCCAGCCUCGGCGUUAGCCGAAAGGCCUUCAGGCUCGGCAAGUUCGUUCAGGACCUCAACACGCUCAGAAACUCGCGCGUCGAUUCCAAUCGCGAAUUGAUCCUGUACCUGAUCGCUUACGGCGGGGAAGGUUUUUACUAUUUUGUCGAACAGUUUGUUUGGCUCGCGAAAUCGGGUUUGAUCGAUCCCAAACACUCACGCAGGUUGCAGAAGAUAAGUGCUUGGGCUGAAUUGGUCGGUUACUUCGGUAGUGUUGCGUUGAAAUUAAGGGAUUUGAGGGUGAUUUCCGAGGACGAAGCGUGCUUGAAAUCGAGUAUUGAAAUGGCGGUUUUGAGUGGGAUUGGGUGCCGAGAAGAAGAAGCGAGGUUGAGUAAAUUGAGAGAGAAGAAGUUGAUGAAGAAGCUUUCAAUUGUUCAAGACUUGGCUGAUGGGUUAAUGGCUGUAGAUGAUGUACUUGAUGGGAAAGGACCAUUUUCUACGCCAACUUUGAUGUCUUCUGCGGGGCUUUUAUCAGCUCUCAUUAGCACUCACAAGAAUUGGGUAUCUUGCUGAGUUUUUUUUUUUUUUUUUUUUUUUAUCUGGUGCGUUAUUUAGUUCUAAUGAAAUUGUAUGUACUCCAAGUAAAAGGUGCUUGGUUUAUGUGAUUUUAGUUUUAAAAUUUGUUACUGAUCCAUCAAUAAAAU